Molecule: messenger RNA, 6165 nt
Organism: Electrophorus electricus (electric eel)
Lineage: Eukaryota; Metazoa; Chordata; Actinopteri; Gymnotiformes; Gymnotidae
Product: myosin-7-like
Biological process (GO): cardiac muscle contraction; adult heart development; muscle filament sliding
Cellular component (GO): cytoplasm; myosin filament; myosin II complex
Molecular function (GO): microfilament motor activity; actin filament binding; ATP binding
Source: RefSeq, a predicted model, not a curated record
GCGAGAGACGCCAGAGCAUAGUGCUGGCAUGGCUACGGUUCUCCAUUACCUCCCACUGGACCCUUGCUGAUAUAAACUACAUGAACAAAGGAAACCGACUCCCAACAAUGUCAUCAGUACUGUCACCAAACUGAGACGCUACAAUGCAUCAUAUGCCGUCAGCAACCAUAUUUAGAGAACCCCUUACAUUAUAAAAGGGAGAGAGGAACGAGUAACCCAAGACUGGUUUUCAAUUGUUACCUCACGAUCAAUACACCACCAAUUUCUGGAGAGGUGCAACAGCAGAGGGAAAACAUGGGUGAUGCUCAAAUGGCGGAGUUUGGGGCAGCUGCCCCCUAUCUAAGAAAGUCAGACAAGGAGCGUCUGGAAGCACAGACCCGCCCCUUUGACAUGAAGAAAGAAUGCUUUGUCCCUGACCCAGAGGAGGAGUAUGUCAAGGCUUCAGUAAUCAGUCGUGAUGGGGACAAAGUCACUUGUGAAACCUCUAAGGGAGCGACCGUGACUGUCAAGGAGGCUGAUGUUCACCCUCAGAACCCGCCAAAGUUUGAUAAAAUUGAGGACAUGGCGAUGUUCACCUUCCUUCAUGAGCCUGCUGUGCUGUUUAACCUCAAAGAGCGUUACGCAGCCUGGAUGAUCUACACCUACUCUGGCCUCUUCUGUGUAACUGUCAACCCCUACAAGUGGCUGCCAGUGUACAACCAAGAAGUUGUACUUGCCUACAGGGGCAAGAAGAGGAGUGAAGCUCCUCCUCACAUCUUCUCCAUCUCUGAUAACGCCUAUCAGUACAUGCUUGCAGACAGGGAAAACCAGUCUAUUCUCAUCACUGGAGAAUCUGGUGCAGGGAAAACGGUGAACACCAAGAGAGUCAUUCAGUACUUUGCCAGCAUUGCUGCUGGCAGUUUCAAAAAGGAUACCACUGAGAAGAAGGGAACUCUGGAGGAUCAAAUCAUCCAGUGUAACCCUGCUCUGGAGGCUUUUGGAAAUGCCAAGACCAUCAGAAAUGACAAUUCUUCUCGUUUUGGCAAGUUUAUCCGAAUCCAUUUUGGUGCCAGUGGCAAGCUUGCCUCUGCAGAUAUUGAGACUUAUCUUCUGGAGAAAUCCCGUGUGACUUUCCAGCUCAAAGCUGAGAGAGACUACCAUAUCUUCUAUCAGAUACUGUCUCAGAAGAAACCUGAGCUACUAGAAAUGCUGCUUAUUACUGCUAACCCUUAUGAUUACGCCUACAUCUCCCAAGGAGAGACACAAGUGGCAUCUAUUAAUGAUGCAGAUGAGCUGAUGGCUACUGAUGAAGCAUUUGAUGUGCUGGGUUUCACCCAAGAGGAGAAGAACAGCAUCUAUAAGCUGACUGGUGCCAUCAUGCACUAUGGCAACAUGAAGUUCAAGCAGAAGCAAAGAGAGGAGCAGGCUGAGGCUGAUGGCACUGAAGAUGCAGACAAAUCAGCUUAUCUGAUGGGUCUGAACUCUGCUGAUCUCAUAAAGGCUCUGUGUCACCCCAGAGUCAAAGUAGGAAAUGAGUGGGUCACAAAAGGGCAAAAUGUCCAACAGGUGUAUUAUGCUGUUGGUGCACUGUCAAAAGCAGUCUAUGAGAAGAUGUUUCUUUGGAUGGUUAUAAGAAUCAACCAAUCCUUGGACACCAAGCAGCCUCGGCAGUACUUCAUUGGUGUGUUGGAUAUCGCUGGCUUUGAGAUCUUUGAUUUUAACACAUUUGAGCAGCUGUGUAUCAACUUCACUAAUGAGAAGUUGCAGCAGUUCUUUAACCACCACAUGUUUGUUUUGGAGCAAGAGGAGUACAAAAAGGAGGGUAUUGAGUGGGAGUUCAUUGACUUUGGCAUGGACUUACAGGCUUGUAUUGAUCUCAUUGAAAAGCCCAUGGGUAUCAUGUCCAUCCUUGAAGAGGAAUGUAUGUUUCCCAAGGCCAGUGAUUCCACAUUCAAAGCUAAGCUUUAUGAUAACCACUUGGGAAAAUCUGGUAACUUCCAAAAGCCCAGGAUUGUAAAGGGUAAACCAGAGGCUCACUUCUCCCUGGUUCACUAUGCUGGUACUGUUGACUACAAUAUUAACAACUGGCUGGUUAAAAACAAGGAUCCCCUCAAUGAGACUGUAGUGGGGCUGUACCAGAAGUCUACCAUGAAACUGUUAUCUUACCUGUUUGCAAAUUAUGCUGGUGCUGACUCAGAUACAGGUGGAAAAGGCAAGGAAAAGAAGAAAAAGGGUUCUUCUUUCCAGACUGUGUCUGCUCUUCACAGGGAAAACUUGAAUAAGCUGAUGACCAACCUGAGAUCAACUCAUCCCCACUUUGUGCGCUGCAUUAUCCCCAAUGAGACCAAGACUCCUGGGGCCAUGGAAAAUCCUCUUGUUAUGCACCAGCUCCGCUGUAAUGGUGUGCUGGAGGGUAUCAGAAUCUGCAGAAAGGGCUUCCCCAACAGAAUCCUCUAUGGUGACUUCAAACAGAGAUACCGCAUCUUGAAUCCAUCUGCUAUCCCUGAAGGGCAGUUUAUUGACAGUAGAAAGGGAGCAGAAAAACUGCUGGGUUCUCUGGACAUUGACCACAACCAGUACAAGUUUGGCCAUACUAAGGUGUUCUUCAAGGCUGGACUCUUAGGUACUCUAGAGGAGAUGCGAGAUGAUCGCCUUGCUCUCAUCAUCACUGGCAUUCAGGCCCGGUCACGUGGACUUCUCUCAAGAAUUGAGUUCCAGAAAAUUGUUGAGCGCCGAGAUGCCUUGCUUGUGAUCCAGUGGAAUGUCAGAGCUUUCAUGGGAGUGAAGAACUGGCCUUGGAUGAAGUUGUACUUUAAGAUUAAACCACUACUACGGUCUGCUGAAGCUGAAAAGGAGAUGGCCAACAUGAAGGAAGAAUUCCUAAAGUUAAAAGAGGCUUAUGCCAAAUCCGAAGCCCGCAGGAAGGAGCUUGAAGAGAAAAUGGUCACGCUUCUCCAAGAGAAAAAUGACCUGCAACUCCAAGUCCAGGCUGAGCAAGACAAUCUUUGUGAUGCUGAGGAGCGAUGUGAGGGUUUAAUUAAGAACAAGAUCCAACUUGAAGCUAAAUGCAAAGAGCUGACUGAGAGAUUGGAGGAUGAAGAAGAAAUGAAUGCAGAGUUGGUUGCAAAAAAGAGAAAACUAGAGGAUGAAUGCUCUGAACUUAAGAAGGACAUUGAUGAUCUUGAGCUAACCUUAGCCAAAGUGGAGAAGGAGAAACAUGCCACAGAGAACAAGGUAAAAAACCUGACAGAAGAGAUGGCAGCCCUGGAUGAAAUCAUUGCUAAGCUGACCAAGGAGAAGAAAGCUCUUCAAGAGGCCCAUCAGCAAACACUUGAUGACCUCCAGAGUGAAGAGGAUAAAGUCAACACUCUGACCAAAGCCAAAGCCAAGCUAGAACAGCAAGUCGAUGAUCUUGAGGGGUCCCUAGAACAGGAAAAGAAACUCCGUAUGGACCUUGAGAGGGCAAAGAGAAAGCUUGAAGGAGACUUAAAACUGACCCAAGAGAAUGUCAUGGACCUAGAAAAUGACAAGCAACAGUUGGAGGAGAGGCUGAAAAAGAAGGAUUUUGAAAUGAGCCAACUCAACAGCAAGAUUGAGGAUGAGCAAGCAAUGGCAGCCCAGCUUCAAAAGAAACUAAAGGAACUGCAGGCCCGUAUUGAGGAGCUUGAGGAAGAACUGGAGGCUGAGAGAGCUGCACGUGCUAAGGUUGAAAAACAGAGGGCGGACUUGGCCAGAGAACUGGAAGAGAUCAGUGAGAGACUGGAGGAGGCUGGUGGUGCCACUGCUGCACAGAUUGAAAUGAACAAGAAGAGAGAAGCUGAGUUCCAAAAACUGCGCAGAGAUCUUGAAGAGGCCACUCUACAGCAUGAGGCCACUGCUGCAACUCUGAGGAAGAAACAUGCUGACAGUGUGGCUGACCUUGGAGAACAGAUAGACAACCUACAAAGAGUGAAACAGAAGCUUGAGAAAGAGAAGAGUGAACUGAGACUGGAACUUGAUGAUGUUGUCUCCAACAUGGAGCACAUUGUCAAAGCCAAAACAAACCUGGAAAAAAUGUGCAGAACUCUGGAGGACCAAGUGAGUGAAUAUAGGACUAAAUUUGAGGAAGGACAACGCAGCAUCAAUGACUUCAGCAUGCAAAAAGCUAAACUGCAAACUGAAAAUGGUGAACUUGCAAGGCAGUUGGAAGAGAAAGAUUCCUUGGUUUCCCAACUGACCAGAGGCAAGCAAUCCUAUACACAACAAAUUGAGGAUCUCAAGAGACAACUUGAAGAAGAAGUGAAGGCUAAAAAUGCCUUGGCCCAUGCAGUGCAGUCUGCUCGCCAUGAUGCUGACCUGCUAAGAGAGCAGUUUGAGGAGGAGCAGGAGGCCAAGGCUGAGCUGCAGCGCAGUCUGUCCAAGGCGAAUUCUGAGGUGGCUCAGUGGAGGACCAAGUAUGAAACAGAUGCCAUCCAGAGGACAGAAGAGUUGGAAGAUGCAAAGAAGAAACUUGCUCAGCGACUGCAAGAUGCAGAGGAAGCUGUAGAAGCUGUCAAUGCCAAAUGCUCUUCCCUCGAAAAAACCAAGCACAGACUCCAGAAUGAGAUUGAAGAUCUCAUGGUUGAUGUGGAAAGAUCCAAUGCUGCUGCUGCUGCUCUGGACAAGAAACAAAGAAACUUUGACAAGAUCCUUGCCGAGUGGAAGCAAAAAUAUGAAGAGUCUCAGAGUGAGCUAGAAAGCUCGCAAAAGGAGGCCCGAUCUCUAAGUACUGAACUGUUCAAACUAAAGAACUCUUAUGAGGAGUCUUUGGACCACCUGGAGACCAUGAAAAGGGAGAACAAGAACCUCCAAGAGGAGAUUUCUGAUCUCACCGAGCAAAUUGGUGAGAGUGGGAAAAGCAUACAUGAACUUGAGAAGAUCCGAAAACAGCUAGAACAGGAAAAGGCUGAAAUUCAGUCUGCACUUGAAGAGGCUGAGGCUUCUCUUGAGCAUGAGGAAGGAAAAAUCUUGAGAGCUCAGCUUGAGUUCAAUCAAGUGAAGGCUGAUAUAGAGCGCAAGAUGGCUGAGAAGGAUGAAGAAAUGGAGCAGGCCAAGAGAAACCAACAAAGAGUGGUGGAUACCCUGCAAAGCUCUCUAGAGUCUGAGACUCGCAGCAGAAAUGAAGCUCUCAGACUGAAGAAGAAGAUGGAAGGAGACCUUAAUGAGAUGGAGAUCCAACUCAGCCAGGCUAACAGGCAGGCUGCAGAGGCCCAGAAGCAACUCAAGAAUCUCAAUGGACAUAUGAAGGACACUCAACUACAUCUAGAUGAUGCUCUCCGAGCUAAUGAUGACCUCAAAGAGAACAUUGCCAUUGUGGAGAGACGCAACAAUUUGGUGCAGGCUGAACUGGAUGAGCUGAGGUCCUUGGUGGAGCAGACUGAGAGAGGCCGGAAACUGGCUGAACAAGAACUGCUGGAUGUGACUGAGAGGGUUCAGUUAUUGCACUCUCAGAACACCAGCCUGCUAAACCAGAAGAAGAAGCUAGAGGGAGACACUUCCCAGCUUCAGACUGAGGUAGAGGAGGCUGUUCAAGAGUGCAGAAAUGCUGAAGAAAAGGCCAAAAAAGCCAUCACUGAUGCUGCCAUGAUGGCAGAGGAGCUGAAGAAGGAGCAGGACACUAGUGCUCACCUGGAACGCAUGAAGAAGAACAUGGAGCAGACUAUAAAGGAUCUGCAGCACCGUCUGGAUGAAGCUGAGCAAAUCGCCAUGAAGGGUGGCAAGAAACAGGUCCAGAAACUAGAGGCCCGGGUGAGAGAGCUUGAAAAUGAGGUGGAGAUGGAGCAGAGAAAGGCCAGUGACUCUGUGAAGGGUAUUCGUAAAUAUGAGAGACGCAUCAAAGAACUCACUUACCAGACUGAGGAGGACCGUAAGAAUCUCACACGUCUGCAAGACUUGGUAGACAAAUUGCAGCUGAAAGUCAAAUCUUACAAGAGAUCUGCAGAGGAAGCUGAGGAGCAGGCCAAUGCCAAUCUGGGCAAGUUCCGCAAGCUGCAGCAUGAGCUGGAUGAGGCAGAGGAGAGGGCUGAUAUUGCUGAGUCUCAGGUCAACAAACUGAGGGCCAAGAGUCGUGACACUGGCUCCAAGAAAGGACAUGAUGAAGAGUGAAGCUAUCAAUUGAAUCUCCAUGAUUUGUUUGCCUGUACACAAAUGGAAUAAAGUCAACCUGCA